CUAAUAACGGCAAAUUCUAGUCACGUGCAGGAGCUAAACAACCUUCACAUCAUGACAACGCGUUUUUAGCGGAAAUGACGUUGUGAGACAAUUUCUGCCAAGAUGGCGGCGUCCUUAAGGGGUCUGAGUGGCUUUAUCGGGAGGACUGCGAUCAGGGGUUUGGUGAGAAAAUCACAGCCCAUAAGAUAUGGGGUAAGCAGAAAUAGGUCCACACAAGCAUUAACCCAAGCAGUUUUAAAUGUACCAGAGACUAAAGUGACCACAUUGGAGAAUGGACUUCGAGUUUCUUCAGAAGACUCUGGACUUUUAACUUGCACGGUUGGACUCUGGAUUGAUGCUGGAAGCAGGUAUGAGAAUCAGAUGAAUAAUGGAACUGCACAUUUUCUGGAGCACAUGGCAUUUAAGGGAACUAAAAACCGUUCCCAGCUUGACUUAGAGCUAGAAAUUGAAAAUAUGGGUGCUCAUCUUAAUGCAUACACUUCUCGAGAGCAGACUGUGUACUAUGCAAAAGCUUUUUCCAAAGAUCUGCCGAGAGCAGUGGAAAUCCUUGCAGACAUUAUUCAGAACAGCACUCUAGGUGAGGCUGAGAUUGAACGGGAAAGAGGAGUCAUCUUACGGGAGAUGCAGGAAGUGGAGACCAAUCUACAAGAAGUGGUUUUCGAUUAUCUGCAUGCAACAGCUUACCACAACACUGCCCUGGGAAGGACAAUCCUUGGACCCACAGAAAAUAUCAAAUCCAUAAAUCGCAAUGAUUUGGUGGAGUAUAUAACAACACAUUACAAAGGGCCUAGAAUAGUUCUGGCAGCUGCAGGAGGUGUAUCACAUGAUGAAUUGCUCCACUUGGCAAAGUUUCACUUUGGUAAUUUACCAUCCACGUAUGAAGGGGAAACCCUUCCUCCGUGCUCCUUCACAGGUAGUGAGAUCCGAGUUCGAGAUGAUAAAAUGCCACUUGCACACAUUGCAGUUGCCGUAGAAGCAGUGGGUUGGUCUCAUCCAGACACAAUCCCACUCAUGGUUGCCAAUACACUUAUUGGAAACUGGGACAGAUCAUUUGGCGGUGGUGUGAAUUUAUCCAGUAAACUAGCCCAGCUCACAUGCCAUGGAAACCUCUGUCACAGCUUUCAGUCGUUCAACACAUGUUACACAGACACUGGACUCUGGGGGCUCUAUAUGGUGUGUGAACCCAACACGGUGGAAGAUAUGAUGCAUUUUGUUCAGAGAGAAUGGAUCCGACUCUGUACUAGUGUGACUGAAAAUGAGGUGGCGCGUGCUAAGAAUCUGCUAAAAACAAACAUGUUGCUUCAGCUGGACGGGUCAACACCUAUCUGUGAGGAUAUUGGUAGGCAGAUGUUAUGUUACAACCGCAGAAUUCCACUGCCUGAACUUGAAGCAAGAAUUGAUACUAAAGGAGAGGAUAGCCCAGUGAAAUCAAGAACCCUGAACAGAGGAGAAACUCUGAUGCCUCACCAGCUAGUAUGUGGUAAGGGAGCAAGUUGACUGAGCCCGGACCUGAAAUGGCCAUGGCCGACCCAUAAUUGCAAAUGAUCAGAUGAUGGUGGAGCAGAUCCACCUUGCGAAGUAGGCCUUCUGGCCCCUUUUAGGAUCAUCUGGCAGAACAAAUAUGCAACUGACCUGUGGAGGUCCUUGGACAAAUGGAAGUAGACUUGAAAAGACCUAACCACAUCAAGAUUGUAGAGACUGUGUUCCCUGGGAUGACGAGGCUCUGGACAAAAGUAUGCCACAACGAUAUACUGGUUUAAGUGGAACUCAGAAGCCUUCAAGAAGGAGAAGAUUUGUCCCUCACUGAAGAUCUGGGGGGUCCCUGUCUGAGGACUUUCACCAGGCAAUGAAGGCAUGCCACACACUAGAAAGGAAUAGCCUCUGCUGUAGCCCCCUUCCAGUCUGGGACUAGAGCUUCAAAAUCCAUGCUAUUUAAGCCAGCCAGUUAAUUCAGGUGGACAAUGGGCCCCUGUGAAAAAAGGUUUUUGCCUAAUGGCAGGUGCAGAGGUUCAUCCAUUGCCAUGGAUACAAUGUUUGUGAACCAUGAUUGCCAUGGCCAAAAAGGGGUGACUAGGAUGGACUUUGUGCCCUCCUGCUUGAUCUUCUUUAGGUCUCUGGGAGGACUGCCAGAGGCAGAAAUACGUACAUCCUUGCCUAGUGCCAGUGGGCCAGCUUGUGGUUGUAACAAGAAACCAUGAUGUCCACUUGAGAAAGGCCCCAUCAGAACAAUUCCUUCCAAUCAACAUAUUGGAAAUAAAAGGGAUUUGAACAGCUGGGGAUGAAGGCUCCACUCCCCCUGAUCUAGUGUCCCAUGGCUCAAGAAUCUGCUUGCCCUGGGAUGUGGACUGCUGACAGGGCCAUCAAGUUGUCCUCUGCAUAGGAGAGAAUCCGUUCUGCUUCUCUCAGGGCAGCGUGACUGCAUACUCCCCUGGUGGUUCAUGCCACUGCAGUCAUGUUGUCGGACUGGAUCCAGGCAGCAAGGCCCUUCAGGAUCUGCCCAAUGUGUUAAGGUCAGAAAGAUUCCUCUUAGUUCCAAUAAGUUGAUUGGAAGGAAUUGUUCCGACAGGUCUCACCGCCCUUGAUCCACGUGGGAGUCCAGGAUCCCUCCCCAGCCUUUGAGGCUGGCAUCAGUCGUGAUUGCCAUCCAGGAAUGAUUAGGGAAAGGCUCUGUCUGAUAGCGGUCUUUGUUGUUGUAGCCACCAAGAAAUCAAGUCCUGAACACCUCGUUGUAUCUGCAUGAACAAGCCCAGAUUCAGAUGAUCCGACUUCAGGUGCUGCAGGAUCGUGCUCUGUAGGGGCCUGGUGUGGAGUUGGGCAUAUGGAAUUGCUGGAAAGCUUGAGACAAUUGUCCCCAGGGUCCUUAUGGCCAUACACAUUGGGAUCUUUAAUGCUGAUUGAGUAGAGAUGUUGGUUGAGGCACUUAAUCUUCUCUGGUGUGAGGAAGGCCUGCUGCCUAUUGUAGUCUAUGAUCAAGCCAAGAUACUCCUUGCACUGUGAUGGGGACAGGCUGGACUUCUUGUAGUUGAUUAUUCAUCCCAUUUGUGAGAGCGUGCUGAGCAUGGUGGAUGUGUGAGCCACUGUGACUGGUUCCGAAGGCGCCUUAAUCGGCAAGUUAUCUAGGGGUAGUAUCACCUUGAACCCCUGGAUUCUGAAAUGUGCCCUAUAAGUGCCACUAUAAUAGGAAACUGCACAAAAAUGGAUGCAAAUGCAUUAUUUAUAUCUAAAGGUUGUCCCAUACAGCAUGCCUGUUUUAUCUAACAUUCCUUACUGUAACAUUAUUUCCAGCAUUUUUCCUUUCCAAUCGUUUCCUAUAAUGUUACUGCACCUGUAGAGAUAUCAGGGGUCAACAGAUAAAAGACUGACACAUCUGUGAGGCUGAUGCCACACAUGACGGAUUCUUGGCCUGCGAAUCAGCCCUUACUCUGGCAUCAGCAUUCUUCCUUGCCUGCAUUGUGUCAGCCCAGAUACAGACACACAGCAGAUAUCAGCUCUAAAAUGCAAAUUUGUUUCUUCCAAGGCUGCAAAUCAGCCUUUUGGCAUUAGCCUUAAAAGUAACAAAAGGCUUUGAAUGAACAACAGUUUUCUUCAUGUAGAGCAGUGCUGUCCACAACUUCUGUUGUACCGAGGGCCGGAAUUUUUCCGACCUACGUGGUGG
Messenger RNA from Xenopus tropicalis (tropical clawed frog), 3655 nucleotides. RefSeq names its product peptidase (mitochondrial processing) beta (gene pmpcb). Gene Ontology annotation, molecular function: metalloendopeptidase activity; signal peptidase activity; metal ion binding. The record is from RefSeq and is a predicted model, not a curated record. Gene Ontology annotation, cellular component: mitochondrion; mitochondrial matrix. The transcript has 12 exons. Bases 103 to 1497 code for a protein of 464 amino acids. Lineage: Eukaryota; Metazoa; Chordata; Amphibia; Anura; Pipidae. Gene Ontology annotation, biological process: protein processing; proteolysis.